GUUUAUUUACAGACGACGGGGUCGAUCUAAUGUUUUCAACAAAUCUUAUUAUAAUAAUCACAAUCAUAGAAAGUUCUGUGCAUUUAGUAGAAAUGGUUGUCAGCGUCGUCGUUGCUGUAGAAUUAAUCAAAGAAAUAAUGAUCUAUUAUCACCAAGAUCUAUUAAACAUAAUGGUGGUUCAUUACGCUUAUUUAAUACUAUUGAUUCAAAUUCGACAGAAUGUCAAGAAUUACAAAGUUCCAUGUAUGAUCGAUCUACUGUCGGUGUUGGGGGUAGUAGUUGUAGUAGUCAUGAUAAAUCAGGUUAUGAUCGACAUAAUCGUCUACAUCAUGAUUAUUGUACUAUUAGUAGUAGUAAUAAUCAAAAUGGUGGUAACCAAGAUGAAGAAUGUUCACGACGUGUUCGUAGUCGAACUGGUAAUAGUCGUAAUAGAGAUUUAGAAUGUCAUAAUCAUCAUCGUCGUCAUCAUCAUCAUCAUUCAGAACAUAAUAAUGAAAGUAAACAUCGACGUAAACAACAUAAUCGUAAUGGUGGUAGUAGUAGUAGUAAUAGUCAUGGAAUAAAAGAUAAAGAGGAAUUAUCAAGAAAAAAGAAACUUGAUCGUAAGCAUAAAUCAUCUAGUCGAACUAGUGCACCUGGAAGUAGUGAUAUUAAACUAUUGGAUUCAAUUGAAGGACAAUAUGGAAUUAAUUUCUCUGAUACUGAAUUAACUUAUAAACAUUCAAAUAAUAAUAAUGAUGAUUAUCAUAAUCAUGAAGAGUUAAAUAAUAGUAUGGAUAGAAUAAUUAAAUUUGGCAGUAUGCCUUCAUAUAAAGAAGAUAAAAUAAAACAAUUGAAACGAACAGCUGAUACACUUCCUCCUUUUAAAUCAUUAAAAAAUGGACAAUCAAUGAGUACAAGUGAAAAUACUGUCUAUUUGACAGAUUCAACAGAUAUAACUGUUAAUUUACCAAAUUCUGACUUAAAUGUACCAAUUUGUGGUACAUAUACAUCUUCACUUAUUGAACCUCUUGUCGUUAAUAAUAAUAAUAAUAGUAAUAAACAUAAUAUUAAUCAAGCAUCUACAUUAUGUGGAUCAGUCAGUGUAACAUCACCGCCAAUAACAACAAUAACUGCUAUUACAUCAUUGAUAUCAUCAUCAUCUACUGUACCUCCGUUAUUUCCAUUCCAAUCAACUGCAUACUCGAAAUCGGUUUCACCUAUGACUUAUUUACCAACUGAUGAUUUAACUACUCAAACUACAAUAUCUAAUUCCAAUCAAAAUUCAUUAUUAUUACACAAUGUAACAACAGCUGCAUUAGUUGGUGCAGGUCGAGCUGGAGCUAAUGCUGCUGCGGCAGUGGCAGCGGCAGCCGCUGCAAACCCCACGGUAGCAGAAGUAACAACAACAACGACAGUCAUAUCUACUGGAACAUUAGAUGUUAUGUCGUCUAGUAAUAAUGAUAUGUUAAUUGAUACUUGUUCAACAACAGUUUCUCCAGUAGAUACUUCAAAAGAUGCAAUGAAUGAUACACAGUUUAACAUCAUAAUGGAGAAUUCAUGGCGUCAACCGGAGAAAGGUAUUUUAAAGAAUAAAAAUGAAGGCGGUAGUUACAAUGUGAAUAAUUCAUCGUCGAUCAACACUUCCACUAAUCGUCGACAUCAUAGAAGAUCUUCAUCAUCAAUUAAUCAUAAAAAACAUCAUCAUCAUCGUCAUAGAUCACCAUCAUCAUCGGCAGCAACCGGUAGUCAUCAUCGAUCCAGGCAUAAACAUUCAAAAUCAUCACGUCAUCAUCAUACUACUCAUAAUACUAUGGAUAAUAAUGAUGUCGGUGUCAUAAAAAGAAAUGAUUCAUUUUCUGAUUGUUCUUGUCAUUUACAUGAAACUGAGAAAAAGUUGAGAAAACAUCAAAAUCAUCAUCAUAGUCAUAGUCGGAGAUUAUCUCGACAGGGUAAUAAUACUGUAACUAGUCGUUCAAACAGUGUAAAUGACGGAAGUUCACACUUAGAAUUUUGUGCAGCAUUAAAUGAUAUUAAUGGUAAUGAUGAUAGAAGCCCAAGUGGUAGUUCAUCUCUAUCAAGUCAUGGUUUAGAAUUUCUAUCAAGUCAUUCAUCAUCAUCGUCAUCAUCAUCAUUAUCUAGAACAUUAGCUACAUCGUCAUCAUCAUCAUCGUCUUCUACAUCAUCAUCAUUUACUGAUUUAAAUUCUCAUUGUCAUCAUCAUCAUCAACAACUUCGUCGUCAUCAUUCACAUUCUAAUUCUCAUUGUCAUAAAGAUCAUGAUAAUAAUGAUGAUAUGCAAAGUUUAAGUUCAUCAUUCACUUCAUCUACUACAAGUACUUGUUCAACUGCUUUAGAAGUUAAUGUAAUCAAAUGUAAUAAUUCACAACAACAUCAACAAAAUGGAUUAAUUAUUAAAGAUUCUACUGAUCCCAUAACAACAGAUCAUAAUCGUUUAAAACGAUUUGAUCUUAUAAAUAAUAAAUCAAAUCGUUUAAACCAACAAUUAAAAAAAAAUUAUGAUUAUUGUUCUGAAAAUUAUCAAACUAUUCAAUGUGUUAAUAAUGAUAAUAAUAUUGGAACCGAUUCUACUAAUAUUGAAAGAGAGGAUCAACGUAGUUCUCAUCGACACAGUCGUAAACAUCAUCGUCGUCAUUGUCGAUAUCGUAAACACCAUGGACAUCAUAAACGUCAUGGUGAAUCUAAUCAGGAAAUCUCCGGAACAACUAAUCUUACCGGUGAAUCAUUAGGAUCGUCUUCUAGUACGACUAAUAAUUGUAAUUCUGGAAUUUCUGAAGCAUCUUCAUCAUCUUCUGGACUAACGACAGUCUCUUGUCAUCGUCGACGUUCAAGAACACGAAGUAUAACAGAUGAAGAUUGUACAACUUCCGGUUCACGAAGAAGUAGUCCCUUACCACCAGCUCCAACAAUAUUGUGUAAUGUAGGCCAACAAACUGAUGAGUUGAGUUUAUUGAAAGUAGCUGGUCUUACAAUAUCGUCUAAAACUGGUGCUAAUUCUGAGUCAGCGAAUAAUAAUAACAAUAAUAUCACGAGUAAUAACGAAAAUCGUAAAUCUUAUUUAGAUUCUGAAGGUGAAUGGGAGGAAGUUGAAUGUAAUGAAUCAGGUUGUGAAGAAUGUCAAAAUUCAAUUCACACUACAACAACAACGGCUACUACUUCUGAUAAAAGUAUUAGUAGUCAUGGAAAUAACCAAUCGAAACAUUUAACAACUACAUCACCUCCUAUCCUUUCUUCACCUUCUUCUCAUCCAACUAUUAUUUUACAAAAUAGAAUAAAUCAAUUACAUUCAACAUCAUCGAAUAAUUUCAAUCCAUUAUGUGUAACAUUAAAUAACCAACAACAACCAUUGUAUAAUCUAUCAACUCCCCCGACUAAUUCAUCAUUAUCGAUGAUCAAUAGUAAACAACAAUCGAAUUCAAAUAAUUCAUCGUUAGGUUCAUCGAAAACAUCACGAUCUGCUGGUGGAUUUAGUAGCAGUGGUGGGAGUACUGGUUUAGCAAAUUUAUCAUCGCCACCACCACCACCUCUACCUCCUCCAUCAUCUUUGUCGACCAACAAUCCUAUUACUACCAUCACAACAACUACUACGAAUAAUAGUAAUAAUGAUAAUCAUCAUUCGAAUGUAACUUCUAUGCCAUUAAAACAAUACAAACAAUCACAGUUAUCAGGAAUGAAACAACAAUAUAUCGGUAUGAUGAUCAACAAUAAUCAAACGAAAUUUAAUUCAGAAGAAUAUACUGGUCAACAUAGUGAACCAGAAGUUGAUGCACAUUUAAACAUUGGAUCAAUGAUAAAUCGUCAAAUAAAUGAACAACAAAAUUUAGUGAAUAAAUUACAAACUGAUUCUAAUCAUCAUCAUCAUCACCAUCUUCAUCAUCAACAACCACAACAACAACAACAUUAUAAUCCAUUUUAUCUACCAUCAAAGUCAUCUGUAAAACAUUCAUAUACUCAAUCAUCAGAAUCACAAUCUCAAUUAAAUAACUUACUAUUACAUCAACAACAAGUCAAGUCAUCAAUUCAAAAUAAUAAUAAGCCUAAUUCUUUACAAUUAUUCACUUCACCUGAAAUAAUUCAUAGAGGUGUUAAUAAUAUGACAAACAACAGAUCUGUGUAUGACUCAAGUCUUCAAAUGAUGGAUAAUAAUAACAAUAAUACUCAUAAUAAUAUACAAGGUAACUUGGAGUUAUACUAUCAACAUCCAUAUGAAGAUGUUGCUACAGAUGAUUAUGCUGAAACUAAUAGUCAAUUAAAUUGUCCAUCUCUACAACAAAAUCAAUCUUUUAACCAAUCACUUUUAUCUCACUAUCCACAAAAACAGUUUCAAUCGUAUUUAUCACCAACUGAACCAUCACUACCACCAACAUUAACACCUACACAACAACAUAUAUAUCAUCAACAUGAUAGUUGUGGUCCAUUAUUAUUACCGCCAAUAUCUACUAGUUCUCUGUUGUACAAUAAUGAAGUGAACAAUCAAUUCGGUUAUUCAAGAACGGCAACAUUGGAUGAAGAUGAUAAAUUAAGUUUAGAUGAAGAUAGUGAAAUGAUGCACUUUGCAAAUUCACAAACGAAUAAUAAUAAUAAUUCAGUUGAUAUUACUAUGACGACAACAACAACGACUACUAUUACUACCACUGCUACUAAUAUUAGUAAUGGUAAUAAUACUAAUAAUACUCACUUGAGUAGUAUGUUUAAUCCAUAUACUGUUGCGUUUAUCAAUAAUAGUCCAUCAAAUUAUAUUCAAUCGAAUCCAUCACACCAUACUACUUUAUCGCACUUUAAUCCAUCAUAUUCUGUUUGGAAUACUAAUGAUUCAGUUCAUCAUCAUCAUCAUAUGAAUAAUAAUAAUAUUAACAACAAAUAUAGAAUAAAUGAUAAUCCGACAAUCAUUUGUCCUAGUAAUCAAAUGAAUAGUGCCAACGAUGGUGUUGUUGGUAUUACAGGUUCCAGUAGAAUUACACAUCCUCUAUUAAAUGAUGUUGAUGAUGUAGGCAGCGAUUUUAGUCUGUCUGCUUUUCGUCGUAACGAUGAUAUUUGUGGCCCUUCAUCGUUAUCAAAUCGAAUGCUCAAUAAUAACAAUGGUAAUAAUAAUGAUCUCAUUAUGAAUAAACUCUUACCAUCAUCACAAACCACACAAUUACAACAUAAUAAUUAUCAGAUAAUUCAACAACAAUCCACGGAACAUCAUAGUUCUAGUGAUAUUGCUGGCAUGAUGGAUGUUCGUAGUAAUGAUGGAACAUGUGAUGAAUCGGAUGCUAGUUCACUACCGGAACAAGGCUGUGAUUUAAUGCAUUUAGCUCAAUUACGUAUAUCAGCUAGACCGAAUCCAUUAUUAAACGAUUUAGCAAAACAACAGGUAAUGUUUUCUAAUGUGGAAAACCUGCUUUUUUCUUUGUUUCCGUUUAGUUUAAUCGAUUAAACACGUAUACAUAUUUAUUGCAAUUAUGGCAGGGGAUGUUACCUUAAACCAGCCGUGUAAUUUUGAAAAUUAUAUCGUGGAUCGACGCCAGUUAGAGAACCAUUAAAGAUCGUGAAACGUUGGAGAGCUAUUUCAUUUUAGUAUGGGGCUCCUCUGUAAUGUGUAUCCACGACCUCAUAUGGAAUCAAACUUUCGUGUCCCGUAGAAAGCACUGGGUUUGUAAACGAUUGGAUUCGCACUCAGUGGCAUAAGGGUCAAGUGCUCACCACUAAGCCGGGCGAUGGUCUUUGGUUCGAUCCCCGAUGGGAUCUCGUAUGAACAUUACCAUUUUUUAACUUAAUAAUAUUUAUUGUUAAGUGAUCAAAAGAAAAACUUGAGUCCUACGGAACAUCAAUCGCACCUUGAACAGCUCAGUAAUAACGUCCUAAACUGUGGAGCCAAUUGAUCCGAGUUUUCAUCCAUCAAAGAGCGUCAUUUAUAUCGAAUUUACAAUUACACAGGUUUUCCGAUCGACUACCUCUAACCAAGGUACACGUGAUAUCGAGUUACUUUGACUAUUAGUUACCAUAUCACAGGUUAACCGAAAGAAUCCAAUUAGUAUUAAGUUGUACUAAACAAUAAUGAUGUUUAUCACCUAAUGUUACCUAUCACUACCUCUUCCACUACGGGAUUUGAAUCGAUAACUGAAUCUCUGUGCUAAUGUGGUAUGGUAACUCGAACUGAUGUACGUACGUACGAAGUUCCACGUUGUUACUGACUGACUUUAUCACCUACUACUUAGUAAUCAAUUAAUUGUAAUGAGUAUUCACUCUUUUAUUCGUUUUAUUUUAAAACAGGUACAAAGAAACAACAAGUAGACAGUAAUACUCUCUAUCUGUCUGUCUGUCUCUCUCUCUACGUGUGUAUCUAUGAUUUUUUAGCAUAAUUCGUUUGACAAUAAUAAUAAUAAUGCAACGAGAUAGCGACUACCACUACUACCAACAUCAAUGAUCUUUUCGGAAUUUAAUCUAGAAGCUGAAUAAAAGUGAAUACUCUUUUUACUUCCAUACACCAACUUGUGCAUUAUACACAUGAUCUCUCUCUCUCUCUGUCUUUAGGAGGUAAUAAAAUGGUACUCUUUUUUUUUUCUAAACAAUAAAUCAAUAGACAUGUUUUGUCUUUUUGUUUUUCUAUGUGUGAUGUUGUUGUCUGUGACUGAAUUUGAAUCUUCUUCUCUUUUUUUUGCCUUAUAAUAUAACAUUGUAACUAUGGUUGUUUAUAUCUAUCCAUAUAAGAAAUACAGAUUUAUUAUAGGGAUUAUUCAUUUCUAUAUUUAUAAUGAGUUUCUAUGUGUAUUUCGAUAGUUGGUUUCUCGUUUGUUUGUUUGUUUGUUUUUUUUGUACAGUUUUUUUAUACGUAAUUUCCUUUCUUUUUUUUAUACAUGAAAAAUGUUUCUUUUAACCAAUUUAUAUACUUUCAUUUAUAUAUAUCUGUAUACAUAUAAUCUAUGAACUUAUUGUUAACUGAUGAUAGGCUAUAAUUCUCUCCAUUAGCCUUAAUUAUUAGUUUCUAUAUUGAAUGAAGAUUCAUUUCUUUUCUUUAUAUCUAGUCUUCUUCUUCUUCUUCGGUUUUUCUCGUUUCAUUGGGGGUUUCUUUUUGUUACUCACUUCUUUGAAAUAAGAAAGUGAAUUGGUUAAAUUGACCAUUGAAUAAUCAUAACAACAUAAACGGUUUAUGUGUGUGUGUGUGUGUGUAUGUACGCACAUACGUACGCUCACUCACUCACUCACUUCUUCGUUCCUUUCAAACAUAAAACAGACACUGAAAUCGAAGGAGAAAAGAGAAAAAAUAAACUAACUACAAAUAGCAAUACUGUUUUUUUUUAUUAUUAUUAUUAUUUCAAUUAUCCAGUUGGGGGGUGGUUGUUUUUCUUCUUCUUAGACAAAACAAUUCAACAUUAAUAUUCUCUUUUAUUGAAACUUUUUGAACUUGUUCAAUUUUUUUUUUAACUAUUAGAAUAAUUCAUAAAAAGAGAAUUUGUAUUUUAUUUAAUUCAUAAAUUAUGAAAUCCAUGAGCGGGGAGGGGAGUAAGGAUGUCCCCCCUUUUUUUUACUUUAGGACAACACUAUCAAUUUUAUUAUAAAACAAAGAAUUAUUAUCGAUUGAUUAUUGUUGCUAUGUCAAUGAAUUGUUUCUAUGUAAAUGAAUGAAUGCAUUUCAAUUGUGCAUUUGAUCAAUGUUAUAUUCUUUAUUAUUAUUAUUAUUAUUUUAAUUCUUAGCCUUGAUAUUUGUUUUUAUGAAUCAUUUUAUUGUUUGUAUUAUACAUGAUUGUUUUGUCAAUUUUUUUGAAAUUUUAAUAAUUUAGGAAAAGUUUUAUUGUUCAUUUAAAUGAAAAUGAAAAGAGGGUUUUUCUUUAUGUAAACACCUUUCUAUACAAUUUCUCUUUAUAUAUAUUUACAUACAAUAAAUGAAUAUACUAUUUGAUGAUAAUUGAGAGAAUUAUAUUCAGUUUUUUGUUAUUGCAUGUCGUAUACUCUAUGGUGUAAAACCAUCUACAAAUCAAUAAAGGUAUAAAUUCACUGAUGUAUAAACAAAAAUAGGUAGUGGCUAAUAGUAGA
Messenger RNA from Schistosoma spindalis, 8016 nucleotides. NCBI's taxonomy places the organism in Eukaryota, Metazoa, Platyhelminthes, Trematoda, Strigeidida, Schistosomatidae. The record is from the annotation of a GenBank genome assembly.